AUGUCGGACGAGCCCUCCACCGCCCUCACAACCACCCCCUCGACCUCCGAAUCCACGUCUGAUGGGCAAGGGAGGCCUGCUGGGAGGCCCGCUUCACCCGUGGAACUCGAUGAUUUUGGGCUACCUAUAAGAAAACCACGCCGCCGAAGUGAAGUCAAAGCGGAGGAAUUGAGCCCACCGGAGAAUAAGCCUUCGAGCGCGGAGCCACAGCAUGUACAAAACCAGUCAGAGGUGCCGAGCCCUCCACCGACAGAGGCACCCAAAAAGGAAGACGACCUGAAGCUACAGCCAAAUGGUCAUGUAGAGACUCCUGACGUUCCCGUUCCCAGCAACCCGGAAGAAACGUUGAAACCGAAUUCUACGAAACCACCCUCAGAACAGGACCGCAUAGCUGCACAAUGGCGGGAGAGCUUGCUCAGCGGACACUCGCAAAGCCAGUCUACAGCUGCCGCGUCAGAAUGGUCGCAUCAGCAGCUUGCACCACAGACUCACAAGGAGGCCGUCGAGACGAAGGACGAGGUCGAUUGGCAAGAAAUGCCCGCCUAUGCGCCUUUCGACAUGUAUAAUGAUGACAAUAAGCUGGUUGCAAGGGAAGCUGUCGAAUCGGAUGAAGAGACCAACGCUUAUGGUAACCUUGGUGGCGCUGCGAAGGGGUAUACCCGGGUACAACUUGACGAAGAUGCUCAGUCUGCAACGAGCAUGGACGACAACACUGCUUAUCUGUUCAAGGAGAAGGGGACCGAACUCCAGGAUGAUGAUGAUGAGGCCCGGGACCCACUCGCCCAAAUGCAGACAACUAAAGGGCUGUUGACAGAAGGACAACGGAUUGCCUAUGUUGGUCUCGCAAGACUAGCCAUGGUUCAGAUGGAGAAGGAUUUGGAUGGCCUCGAAAAGACAAAGGGCACGAAGAAAGAGGUAGAUUUAGCGGUUGAACACAUGAAAAUGUGGAGCCAAAAAAUGAUGGUCCGUCUUUACAGUCAUAUGGACCUAGACGCCGCAGAGCAGGUUAUGAUAGAGCAGUUGUCGGUGCAUGGGGUGGAGCCAAGCGACCUCACGCCGACCCUCAUGCAGAAUUCACGCGUCAAGAAUCCCGUAGCCGAGGAAGCAUCUUCUGGACGCCCGUCAGUGGCAUCUCCCCGACCAGAGUCAGUAGCAUCUCCUCGACCGGAAUCAAUAUUGUCUCCUCGGCCGCAAUCAAUAGCAUCUCCCCAGCCAGAACCAGCUUUUGAGAAGACCAAAUCUUCAUCGAGCGUUAAUUUGAAUGAGCGUUAUGACUCUCCACCACCACCAUAUAUACAACACGAAGGAGACGAACUUCCCGAAGUUCGUAUGCCUUCCCAACUUCCAAAUACCAAGAACAUCGACAUUGAUCUUCGGUGGACGAUACUAUGCGAUCUCUUCCUUACACUCAUCGCCGAUUCCAUGUAUGAUUCCCGCUCGAGACAGCUUCUGGAGCAAGUGGGAAGUUAUCUCGACGUUCCGUGGCUAGAGAUCUGUCGUUUCGAGAAGCGAGUGACAGACGCCUUAGAAAUGCAAGAGGCGGCAGAUAAGGAGAAUUGGAAUGAAGACGAACACAUGGCAAACCGCAAGAAAAUGGCUCGAAAUAGACGCCUUGUAUUCAUGGGCCUUGCUACAGUGGGAGGUAGUCUUGUCAUUGGAUUAUCAGCCGGCCUUCUUGCUCCAGUCAUCGGCGCAGGGCUUGCAGCUGGUUUCACAACAAUUGGUGUAGCCGGAACUGGUGGUUUCCUUGCUGGUGCUGGUGGUGCGGCCAUUGUCACGACUACAGGUGUUCUAAGCGGAGGCACUGUUGCAGUGAGGGCAGCAAACAGGCGAACAGGGGCUGUGAAGACUUUUGAAUACCGUCCAUUGCACAACAAUAAGAGGGUCAAUCUCAUCGUAACCAUUUCAGGCUGGAUGAACGGCAAGAUCGAUGAUGUUCGUUUGCCUUACAGUACCGUGGACCCUGUCAUGGGAGAUAUAUACUCUGUUUUCUGGGAGCCAGAGAUGUUGCAAAGUAUGGGUGACACCAUCAACAUUCUGGCAACAGAGGCUCUUACUCAAGGCUUGCAGCAAGUUCUGGGCAGCACAAUUCUCACCACUCUCAUGGGCGCACUAACUCUUCCUAUCGUUCUGACGAAGCUAUCCUACCUCAUCGAUAACCCCUGGACAGUGUCACAGGCAAGAGCCGACGCUGCUGGGCUUAUUCUCGCAGACUCCUUAAUCGACCGUAAUCUUGGAUCACGACCAAUCACUUUAGUUGGGUUCUCUCUGGGCUCUCGAGUAAUCAUCGCUUGCCUAAGAGAGCUUGCACGCAAAGGUGCAUACGGUUUAGUACAGAACGUAUAUCUCUUCGGAACUCCACUUGUAGCAAAAAAGGAUGAUUACGUCCGAGCCAAAUCAGUAGUGCCGGGUAGGUUUGUCAACGGCUACGCCACGAACGAUUGGAUUCUAGGCUACUUGUUCAGGGCUACGGGUGGAGGCAUCUCGCGCGUUGCGGGUCUCGCCGCCGUAGAUGUUCCCGGCAUAGAGAACAUCAACGUCACCGAAAUAGUCAAAGGACACAUGGCGUACAGAGCAGCCAUGCCCAAAUUGCUGAGAGAAGUGGGCUGGUUAGUGGAGAGCGAUGAGUUCACCGAAAUCGAGGAUCCUGAUCCAGAGAACCACGAAAAGAGACAGCGAGAGCUCAUCAAUGAAAUCGAGGAAGCUCGAAAAGAAUUGGAGAAGAAGCCGGACAAGAAGAGAUUCGGAUUUUUCAGCAGUAAGAAGAAGGCAGAGAAGAAAGAAUGGGAAACGUAUGACGAUCGAAUGAAAGCAUCCGGCAAGGGUGAAGGAUGCGAUUCAGCAGGCGGAGUCUUGUUCGACAUUGACGCCAUCAGAGCAGAAGCUGCUGCACUUGCUGCAGAGGGCAUCGAAGUUAAACAACUCGAGUCCACGCUCCCGCCUAUGAAGCUCGACAUAAAUGCUUCCUCCUCGUCGAGCCCUUACUCAACUCUCCGAGAAACUAAGAGCUUUAAUGACAGCAUCGGCAAAGAAGGCUUGAGACCCAAUGGUACCCCCUCACUCCCAAGCAACCACCGCGAACCUUCACCUUCAAAUCAGUUCGCCAAACCCUACGACGAGUACGACGAGUACGACGAUUACGGUCACGACGAAGGCAACGUUUCGAUGACAUUUGACACGUCAUUCAAACCUUCUCCCACUCCUCAAAUCACUAAAUCUCCAUCCUUAGCCCCUGCCCCGGCCUUCAUAGAACCGCCACGAUCGUCAUGGAACUCGACGCCAGAACAACGGCCGCCGCUAAGGUCCGCUGCAACGACGCCGAAUGUCAACUUAACACCGGACUUCAACGCCUGGGCCGACGACGACGACGACGACUUUGGGAAGGAAAAGGAGAUGAAGAUGACGUUCGAGUAA
This is a messenger RNA of Mytilinidion resinicola, 3414 nucleotides long. Its product is annotated as DUF726-domain-containing protein. The transcript has 3 exons. NCBI's taxonomy places the organism in Eukaryota, Fungi, Ascomycota, Dothideomycetes, Mytilinidiales, Mytilinidiaceae. The record is from RefSeq and is a predicted model, not a curated record. The coding region runs from base 1 to 3414 and encodes 1137 amino acids.